Molecule: messenger RNA, 8531 nt
Organism: Staurois parvus
Lineage: Eukaryota; Metazoa; Chordata; Amphibia; Anura; Ranidae
Source: the annotation of a GenBank genome assembly
AGGUCAGAAGACAUGCCUUCAUCUUCAUGGUAUCUUUCCUUACCUGUAUGUACCAUUUGAUGGUUAUGGCCAGCAAAACACAGAUCGUUACCUUCGCCAGGUGGCAUUCAGUAUUGACAGAGCACUUAAUGUGGCUUUAGGCAAUCCAUCUGCCAAUGUCCAGCAUGUUUUUAAGAUUACAGUGGUAUCUGGAAUACCUUUCUAUGGGUAUCAUGAAAAGGAAAGACAGUUUAUGAAGAUUUAUCUUUACAAUCCAGCCAUGGUGAAACGAGUGAGUGAACUGCUGCAAGGAGGAGCUGUAAUGAAUAAGUGUUACCAGCCUCAUGAGGCCCAUGUCCCCUACCUUCUACAGCUCUUCAUAGACUACAAUUUAUAUGGGAUGAACCUGAUAAAUCUUGCUGCUGUGAAGUUCAGACGGGCACGGAGAAAAGAGGAAGGAUCGCAAGUCUUGAAAGUUCAUGAAGAUCCCACCCAGGGAAGCUCCUUUAUGGCCACAUUUGCUCAGUGGGAAGCCGAUGAAAUUCCCAGCUCUUUACUACUGGAGGGAGUAGAACCACAGAGCACGUGUGAGCUAGAAGUUGAUGCUGUAGCUGCUGAUAUACUGAAUCGCCAGGAAAUUGAAGCUCAGAUAGGGAAGAAUCCUGGUCUGCAAGCAAUAUGGGAAGAUGAGAAACAGCGUCGCAGAGAGAAGAAACUGUCUUCGCAAAUUGGUGCACCGGAAUCACAAGAUCGUGGGUUUUUGGCUAUGACAGAAAGUGAAAGAAUGUUUCAGAAGAGACUAAAAGAAAUCCUUAAACAAAAUGACUUCUCGGUGUCCCUCUCUAACUCUAUGAACUACAGCAGCCUAUCAGAUGAGUUCUCUGUGGAAUUGACAUUACAUUCACAGUUGGAGACAACGGAGGCUAUUUCUUGUACUCCAGCUAAUGUGGUGGAGGUGCACAGGGACCAGCGGGAAAAAUCUGAGCUGUGUGAAGAUGAGGGUCGUGCAGAUGCAGUCAUUGAUGAAGAAGCCAUUUUAAAUAUUAUGGAAACAAGUCAGUGCUUCCAGCCUGUGUGUCAAAGGCUGAGCCAGUCUCCACUUUUUUUCAAUAGCAGCCAAGAUGAAGCCAUGGUGAAACUGCUUGCUGGCCUAGAAGAUGAUGGCUAUCAGAUGAAUCUGUCCAAACGCUUAUCACAAAAUACUUACUCUUCAAGACGCAGUACAAUGCAGAACAGUGAUGAUGAGGAAAAUGAGCCCCAGGUGGAGAAAGAGGAGAUGGAACUUAGCAUAUUAAUGUCUCAAAGAUGGGACAGCAACUUUGAAGAACAUGAUGCUAAGAGAAAUCUUGUUAAGAACACUGAUGGCAGCUCAUCUGAAGAAGACUCAUCAGACAGUGAAAUGGAGUGGAGUAGUAACAAGCUGCUUCUAGCAAAUCUUUCUAUACCUCAGUUAGAUGGCACAGCAGAUGAGAACAGUGACAACGCGUUGAAUAAUGAAAGCACUCUAACCCACACUUCUGUCAUUGCAAAGAGCAAGUUGUCAAUUAAACCCUCCAUCUUUCACAAAGAUGCUGCUUCAUUGGAACCACAGUCUUCUGCCAAAACUGCAUUCCAGUGUCAGCAAACAAGUGCCCUUUCAUCUAAUCAUGUACUGAAAAAAGAGGGUUUAAUAGAAGAGCUUACCCAGUCACCUGUGGAAAAGGGAGCUGAACUUUCUGUCCAUUCAUUAACAAAUGAUAGCACUUACGGUCUGAAAUAUCCAGCACCUUUUAACAAUACAGCUCAUUCAGAAAUUUUUCAUAAAGAGGGAGACAUCAAUGAAAUUGUCUCUAUUGCAGCCAGUGAGAAGAAUGUCUAUGAGGAUGGCAUCUCCUCGAUGAAUAGACAUCUGCAGUGCAGGAAAUUCACCAGCAUUAGAAAAGAUAAAGAUGCUUCUUUCUUGCACACGAACCGGCACAGCACUGAUGGAACAUUAGAUAGAACCCCACGAAGUUUUACAGAGUUAAGCAACAGCAAAGCUAAAAGGACUGCAGACACAAGUGACAAAUGUAACAUUGCCCCAAACAACAUAAUUCAUGCAGCCUUAAAUGAAAAUUGUGGUGACCGGAAUCCUUGUGUUGAUGGUAGUAGAAUCACUGUUCACCCUGUGGAUAAUGAUUUUAAUGAAGGAAGCCUUAAUAAAAUGAAGAUACGAUAUGAAGAAUUUCAAGAACACAAAGCAGAAGUUACCAGUAUUAACCAGCCGGUGACCCAUUACAAGUUUUUUCCCAGCGUUGUCCUGUCUAACUGUUUGAACCGACCGCAGAAAGCUACACCAAUGGCUUGCGUGCUUAAACAGCCUAAAAAGCAUUCACGGCUAAAGCUUGCUAAGAAAUUAAAGGCUACAGUAAGUAAAGAAUCAGCAGAUAUAAAGAGGGAAGGGGACCACCAAGAAUGUAUAGGACAUGACAGACAGACAAAUCGAUAUCAGUCUAGAACAACAUACGGUUAAAAAUGAAAAAGUGGACUGCUUAGAUUCUCAGAGCACUACAAAUGCAAGUAACAUAGAUUUGGUUAAAGACAGCAGUUAUGCCCCAGGUAAUGCUUGUAGCAAAAGUCCCCCUGAUGUUGACAGGGUACCAUCAUGUGACAUGGCUGUCAUAAUGGAUGGUGGUGCACUUCAAGGAAACGCAUGUGAAGUGAGUAGCUAUGAAUGUCCAUUUGAGGAGGAGAAUGCAGAUUCAGACCCAUCUUUAGCACUUUAUGGUAAUAAAUACACUUUAAGAACAAAACGGAAAGUCAAUUUUGAAAGUGAAGAUGGUGAUUCAAACUUGGCAGCAAAUGGCUCAAAAGCUAAUCUACCUCAACCCACCGAAGCCAAUGAAUAUGUGGUAACGUCUCAAAAAUCACGCAAACGCAGAAAGGUUUCUAAAUUACCACCAGUUAUUAUAAAAUAUAUCAUUAUCAACCGGUUCAAAGGCAGGAAAAAUAUGAAAGUUAAAUUACAAAAAAUAGAUCCCAGUGAACAGCAAGUAACACUAACAGAUGAGAAAAUAAAAUUCUAUGGUACAAUGGCACCUUUAAAAGAUUUCUGGCCAAAAGUGCCAGACUCUCCUGCAACCAAAUACCCAUUAUAUCCAGUCACACCAAAGAAAAACAGUAAAAGGAAAACUAAGCCAAAAUCUGGCAAAAAGAAGACUGGGAAAGUUCCAAAGAGUGAGAGAAAAGUUCUUAAGCAAUCCCUACCUCUGAGGAGAAAAAGGUGUCAUACUUUCCUUAUGCCCCCAAUGCCAUCCUAUAUCGAUGAAGCAAAGGAUUGUGAUACAGAAUACAAGGAUGUCAUGUCAAAACUUGGCUUUCUUACAGAACGAAGUCCUAGCCCAAUAAAUAUGUCUCCUCCACGUUGUUGGUCACCUUCAGAUCCAAGAGCUGAAGAAAUUAUAGCAAAUCAGGUUGAAGAGACUCCUCUCUUUAAACGUAUCCCUUAAGUAGUGGUAAGAAAGAAAAUGCUUCUUCUAAAAAAAGACCACGUAAAACCCAAACUACCAAGUCUAGAAAAAAACUAGCAAUAAGCCCUCAAGCAGCCAAACAAGGUAACAAAAUCAACCAGAAUGAGUUGGGCAAAGAUGGAAAAAGACCAAUGGGGAAACCUAGGCAAAAAAAAAGUGAAAAAGCUCCAAGAAAACACACAAAAAUUAAAGACUGGGACAAAAAAGGAAGUUGUGAAACAAUGGAUUUAGUGCCUCCAAUACAAGAGCAACCAGCAACUCCUACAGAUGAAGAUGACAAAUCAAACUAUUCCUCCCAGCCUUCAGAUAUUUCACUGUCUGGAUUUUCUACCGGACAUGUUCAUUCAACACAGUUGUCAUCCUGCAUCACACAGGAAGACUCACCUGACAACAAACCCUUGCUCAGUUGCCCAUCUAUGUCUGCUCUUUCUCAGAAUUCUGCUGUUCAAAAGGAGUCCAAGUCUAUACCUGUGCCUCUGCCGCCAAAUGCAAACACAGAGCCAUUCAAGAUAAGUACAAUGGGUUCACAGUUUUCUAAUGUAUUUCAAGUAAAGGAGUCAAAUGCAGCUCAAAAUGCAAUUCCAAAAUCGUUUAGUCGCACAUCUCAGGUAAUACAGAGUCCACAAUUUAUUCUGAAUUGUUCUCCUUUCGUUCAAGAAGAUCCCACAGAAGUGCAGAAAAGGCUUUUAGCAUCUGUGGGGAAAUUGCGGGACACCCAAAAUGUUCCAGACACGAUGCCUUUUGAGAAGUUGCAGUCAAAGCUUUUACCUUGCACAAUGAAUAGCCAGCAACAGCUAACAGGUUUACAAGACUCAACUAAACAUAGUGAUUCAAGUUCCUCAGAAAGUCAAUUUUCAAAAAGUUCUUUAGUGACAUCAUUAAAAAGUCCCAUAAAAAUUCCUUCUUGGAAAGAGAAAGGAGAAUUGUUUGAUGGAACAGAAUUUACUUCUCAGAAGCUGAGCCAGAAUUUUUUACCGAAUAUUUUCUCUGGAACUAAAACACUACAGAAUUCUACCAAGGCGGGUUCUUCUCAAGGAAUUUUGGAUGUACAGUCUGGCAUUGCUGUUUUAAAGGAAUUACUCCACAAAAAGCAACAGAAAGUAACCACAGAAGGAUCCCAUAUUAAACCUAAAAGCAUUCAGUCUAAUCAAACAGAACCAAAGUGCGCAAAUAUGAAAUCUGCAACACCUAACAAAAAGCCAAGGACCCCACGAAGCACAAAACCGAAAGCAGCGAAGAAUUUGAAAAUGGACUUGGUUAAAUAUCAGAGUGACCAGCAAUUGAAAAGCUCAAUUUCUGAUGGCAGCCCAGGAAUCUUUUCUGAGACGGAUUUUGAAAGCUGCUACUCUCUUGAGGACAGUUUAUCUCCUGAGCAUGCCUACUUUGAUAUCAAUUCUGUAGGGCUUUGCAGUUCAUAUACAGGCAGUCAGUUUAUUUCAGCAGACCAGCAUUUGCCGCAAAAGUUUCUGAGUGACCCUGUACCCUGCCAAGCUAUAGAUCAAGACUGUGUUAAACAGGAAAACCAAGAAACUGAGAAAAAUGUUAGAUCGUUGGACCGGAAAGUGUUAAUCAGACCUAGCUCUCUUAGUCCAGAUAUGUUUGAAAAAUCUUCUGUAGAUAUAAAAAUGAGUACCCCCUUUAGCCAUUGGAAGAAUGGAUUUCUUACCCAGAAAUUUCACAGUGCAUCUUCAACAGCAUUUACCCAGCAGUCAGAAACGUCCGAUAGUAAGAAACCUAAAAAAAGUAAACCAGGACUCCUGAAAGAGGCCUCAUUCAUUGCACCUCGGUCUGAAUGGGUUCAUUCAGAAAUGCAUACUCAAAAUAAAGAGUCAGCGUCUGAUACCUGCAGUCACCCUAACUCUAAUUCUUCCUUUAUUGGACUUGCUUCCUCUCCUGAAAAUGAUUUUAUUGAUGGAGACUUAGAAUUGUUUAUUUCAAGACACAGUGAUGGACUAAUUGCAACUCCUUAUAGUUCACCGAGAUCUAUUUGCUCACCCUCUCAGUCCAAAAAUGGAAGCGCCACGCCUCGGCCAGUUCAUAUUUUAAAACCUUUAAUGUCACCACCUAGCCGUGAAGAAAUAAUGGCAACUCUUCUGGACCAUGAUCUCAUGGAAACAGUAUACCAAGAACCAUUUUUCAGCAAUCCUUCUGAUGCACCAGAGAAGCCAAGAGAGGUGGGAGGAAAAACGUUAACUGUCGAGACAAAACUAGCACACAAUCUUUCUGAGUUUGAAGGAGACUUUUCAAUGGAAGGUCUGAAGCUGUGGAAGACUGCUUUCUCUGCAAUGACACAAAACCCUAAGCCAAUAUCUCCUGGUCAAAUGAAUAGACAAGUCACUGAGCAAGCGACUAACGAGAUAAAUCCUGGUGAUGAUAAAAAGUUGGUGGUCAUGCCUUGCAAGAGUGCUCCUCCUCCUCAGAAAGUCCAGCUGUGGCUUCAGGCCAAAGAGCUUUAUGAGUCUUCUAAGACAUCAGACACUGCUCCAUUAACUCAAGUUACAAAUGACAAUAAGAAUACGACGAUAACUGUAGUACCUAGUGGUUGUAACAGCUUGCCUCCAAAGGAAAUUAAUAUUUUAUUGGCACAGCCUGCUAGUUUGGAAGAUCAACCUGUUAAUGAAGAAAAUUUAAAGAUUCAUAUAGCUAGCCCGCCGCCUUCUCUUCAUGGUUCUGAUGGGGAGGACGUAGAAGGGGGAAUUGAUGUGACUGUUGAAGAUGAAAUUGAAUCCACCGAAAGGACUAAUGAAAAUGAUGGAUGUAUUUCACCUAAUUCCUCAACAAUGACACCUUGGCAGAAUUUUGAUCAUAAGCAGUCUCCUAGAACUGAUGACAACUGUGCAGAUAAUUAUAAUCCAUCCUCCCCAACUGAAGAAUGUGGGCGAGAAGACAGUAAAAAGAGUCUGAAAACUGUAAAAAGUGAAAUCCAAGCAUUAUCAACCCCAUCUCCUCCUCCCUUUAAACAAAAGAAGCACAAAUCUAAACAUGCAUGUCUUCACAGUACACCAGUAACAGAAAGAAGGAUUGCAUCUCCUGAUGUGAUACCACUUACUCCUGUGACCAUCGAAGCACGUUCUCAGAAGAUGAGUCAGAGAAGAGGAACAAACCCUGAUAAACUGCGGAGAGUACUACUAACCACUCAAAUGAAGAAUCAGUUUGCUGCUUUGGGUCAUGUGAAGAAGGAAACGUCUCAGAUUGAGGGCCCUUCCCUGAAUAACUCCUAUGGUUUCAAAGUCAGUUCUCACAAUCUUCAAGAUGCAAAGGCCUUACAUGAGGUUCAGCACCUGACUCUUAUGGGCAUGGAGCUUCAUGCAAGAACUCGACGAGACUUGGAACCAGAUCCUGAAUUUGACCCAAUCUGCGCUUUGUUUUACUGUCUAUCUUCUGACUCUCCUUUGCCCCAAAGUGACAAAACACGGACUACUGGUGCAAUCGUUAUCAGCCAAGACUCUACUGCCAGUGAAGGUCGCAGAAGCCAGGCCCCAUUAUUCACCAGAUCUGGCAUCACGGGCUUCCAGAUCACAUAUGCUUCUGAUGAAAAGGAUUUGUUUCAAAAACUUUUAAACUUGAUCAGAAGGUAUGAUCCUGAUAUUCUUCUAGGAUAUGAAGUUCAAAUGCACUCCUGGGGUUAUCUUCUGCAGAGGGCCUCAGCCCUCAAUGUGGAUCUUUGCAAGCAGAUUUCCAGAAUACCUGAAGACAAAAAUGAGAAUCGGUUUACUACAGACAAGGAUGAGUAUGGCGCAGCCACAAUGAGCGAAAUCAAUGUAGUGCCGAAUUGUAUUGAAUGUUUGGAGGAUGAUGAAAACAGAGGUGGCUCUAACUAAUUAUACUUUUGAAAAUGUGGCCUUUCAUGUCCUUCACCAGAGGUUCCCUCUUUUUACUCUUCGGACAUUAUCAGAUUGGUUUGAUCAUAAAUCAGAUGUUUACAGAUGGCGGAUGACAGAACAUUACAUGAGCAGGGUGCAUGGGACUCUCCAGUUAUUGGAACAUUUGGACUUAAUUGGAAGAACCAGUGAAUUGGCGAGACUUUUUGGCAUUCAGUUUUUACAUGUUUUAACCAGAGGAUCACAGUACCGGGUUGAGUCAGUGAUGCUACGUAUUGCUAAGCCAAUGAAUUACAUCCCUUUAACACCCAGCAUCCAGCAGCGUGCUCAGAUGAGAGCCCCCCAAUGUAUCCCACUUGUAAUGGAGCCGGAGUCCAAAUUCUACAGCAACUCUAUUUUGGUUCUUGAUUUCCAGUCUUUGUACCCCUCUAUAGUGAUUGCAUACAACUACUGCUUCUCUACCUGCCUGGGGAACAUGGAGAACCUGGGGAAGUGUGAAGAGUGCAAAUUUGGCUGCACAUCGUUGUGUGUUCCCCCAGACCUGCUACAUCAACUUCGACAUGAUAUUACAAUAUCUCCUAACGGGGUUGCUUUUGUAAAGGCCUCUGUCAGAAAGGGGGUGCUGCCACGUAUGCUUGAAGAUAUUUUGAACACCAGGAUAAUGGUUAAGCAGUCUAUGAAAGAAUACAAACAUGACAAAAGCCUUACACGAAUGCUUGAUGCCCGUCAGCUUGGUCUGAAAUUAAUAGCCAAUGUAACUUUUGGCUACACUGCUGCUAACUUCUCUGGGAGAAUGCCAUGUGUGGAGGUUGGAGACAGCAUUGUCCACAAAGCUCGGGAGACCUUGGAGCGUGCUAUAAAGCUGGUCAACAGCACCAAGAAAUGGGGAGCCAAAGUGGUGUAUGGUGACACUGACAGCAUGUUUGUGCUGCUAAAAGGGGCUACCAAAGAACAGUCCUUCAAGAUUGGUCAAGAAAUUGCUGAAGCUGUCACUGCUACAAAUCCAAAACCAGUGAAAUUGAAAUUUGAGAAGGUUUAUCUCCCCUGUGUUUUACAAACCAAGAAAAGGUAUGUGGGUUAUAUGUAUGAAACUCUUGAUCAGAAGGAUCCUGUCUUUGAUGCAAAAGGCAUAGAGACUGUACGAAGAGAUGCUUGUCCUGCUGUUGGUAAGGUAAGCAAAAGAGUGAAUGCUAUUCUGCAUAUCUAUACUAUGCAGAUUGUAAUUCAGUUUAUCAGGAUCUGA